AGAAAAAAAUUGCCUACCAGACUGCAAGCGAGAAAAACAAAGACCGAAAUCUAUCAAACACACUUCACUGAGGAUCCUUAUGAAUCCCUUUUUUUCGGGACAAGUACUUCAGUAAUUUGCCUUUUUCUGCAAAAGAGAGAGGGGCGCGUUUAAGGGGUGGAGAGAGCUCGAGAUCAUAUUACAGAGUUCCAGACUUUUCAUGGCAAGUUUUUUGAUAGUGGGGGAUGGUGGUUCUGUUACUUGUUCGGUUAGAUUGCUUUUUCCGCUAUCUAGCAAAAAUCUAAAGGAAUAGUUUCACUGACCUUGCAAGGAAUAUUAUACCUCUUCCACACGAAGUAUAAUCUGUUUGCGCUGUGAUAUAGAUAAUGAGGCGAAUUCAAAGGAUGAAUCAAGGAUUGUACGAGAAAUGCAAGAUGAAAAAGUUUGGUACUGCUUGAAACCGUGGAAAAAAGUUGUUAUUUUUUCGUUACAAAGGCUAUGGCAAGAAACUUGGCAGCGAAUGAACGGCAUUCUCUUUUAGUAAUUUUAUAGGGUACUGGAUUACAAAGUUUUUUUUAUUUUUUAUAUUGGGGAUACUGAGUUGCACCGUCGAUCCUCCCAAAAUGUCUCCCUUCAGCGCUUGCACCAUUGUUGGAGCGUUCGGGGUACUUAGCAUUUGGGCAGCCUGCUCAUUUGUUACUCAUGCGGCCAUGGUACAGAAAAACGCAACACUAAUGUUGGAUGAACACUGUAAAAAAACAACUACUUGCGAAGUGCUCAAAUACAAUACAUGUCUGGGGUCCCCAUUACCGUACACUCACACGUCGCUUAUCCUGGCGGAGGACUCAAACACUCAAGAAGAAGCAUUUGAGAAGUUGGCCAUGUGGUCGGGUCUGCGUAACGCCCCUCGCUGCUGGUCGGUGAUCCAGCCCCUGCUCUGUGCCGUCUACAUGCCCAAGUGUGACAACGGGCACGUGGAGCUGCCCAGCCAGCAGCUGUGCCAGGCCACCCGGCGCCCCUGCAGCAUCGUGGACCAGGAGAGGGGCUGGCCCGGCUUCCUCAAGUGCGAUACCAAGGACAAGUUUCCCAUGGGUUGCAAGAAUGAGGCAGUGACGAAAUUAAAGUUCAACUCAUCAGGCCAGUGUGAGGCCCCCCUGGUGAAGACGGAUAUCCAGGCCAGCUGGUAUAAGGACGUGGAGGGCUGUGGCAUCCAGUGUCACAACCCUCUCUUCACCGAGGAGGAGCACUCGGACAUGCACGCCUACAUCGCUUACUUCGGCUCCAUUACGCUCCUCUGCACCUUCUUCACACUGGCCACAUUUCUGGCAGACUGGAAGAACUCGAAUCGCUAUCCAGCCGUCAUCCUCUUCUACAUCAACGCUUGUUUCUUCGUGGGAAGUAUGGGCUGGCUAGCUCAGUUCAUGGAGGGUGCUCGUGAGGAGAUCGUCUGCAAGAGUGACAAGACCAUGCGCCUCGGGGAGCCCUCGUCUACGGAGACUCUGUCCUGCGUCACCAUCUUCAUCAUCGUCUACUAUUCCCUGAUGUCGGGCGUGAUCUGGUUUGUCAUGCUGACCUACGCCUGGCACGCUUCCUUCAAGGCCCUGGGCACCACCCACCAGCCUCUGUCUGGACGCACGUCCUACUUCCACAUGAUCACCUGGUCCAUUCCCUUCAUACUCACCGUGGCCAUUCUCGCCAUCGCUGAGGUGGAUGGAGACUCUGUGAGUGGGAUCUGUUUUGUGGGCUAUAAGAACUACCACUACCGGGCCGGGUUUGUGUUGGCACCCAUCGGAGUGGUGCUUGUUAUCGGCGGCUACUUCCUCAUACGAGGAGUCAUGACUUUGUUUUCCAUCAAGAGUAAUCACCCUGGGCUUCUGAGCGAAAAGGCUGCGAGCAAAAUCAACGAGACAAUGCUAAGGCUUGGUAUUUUUGGAUUCUUGGCGUUCGGCUUUGUGUUCAUCACUUUCGGCUGCCAUUUCUACGACUUCUUCAGCCAAGCCGAGUGGGAGAGAAGCUUCAGAGAAUACGUUUUGUGCGAAGCCAACGUCACAAUAGCUCAUCAGACCAACAAGCCGAUUCCAGAAUGCACCAUCAAGAACCGACCCAGUCUGCUGGUGGAGAAGAUCAAUCUGUUCUCCAUGUUUGGGACUGGUAUUGCCAUGAGUACCUGGGUUUGGACCAAGGCUACCAUCCUCAUCUGGAAACGCACCUGGUGCAAAAUCAUUGGCCGUAGUGACGACGAACCUAAGAGGAUAAAGAAGAGCAAGAUGAUCGCGAAAGCCUUCUCCAAACGCAAAGAGCUCCACAAGGACCCUGAGAAGGAGCUGUCCUUCAGCCUGCACACCGUCUCCCACGAGGGGCCUGUUGCUGGCAUUAACUUUGACCUCAACGAGCCGUCCAACGACAUGUCGUCUGCCUGGGCCCAGCAUGUCACUAAGAUGGUGGCCAGGAGAGGUGCCAUCUUGCCUCAGGACAUCUCUGUCACGCCCAGUUGCACACCUGUUCCGCCCCCUGACGAGAGGAAGAAGCUGUGGAUGGUGGAGGCGGAGAUCUCUCCGGAGAUGAUGAAGAGGAAGAGGAAGAAGAGGAAGAGGAAGAAGGAGGAGAGGCCCGCGGAGGAAGCGGCCAACCACCAGGGGUACCGGCGGAGGGAGUUCGGCCCCAGCUCAGUGCCUCGCCUGCCCAAGCUGCCAGGGCACAGGAGCCUGGUGACCAACUUGUGGGAACAGCAACAGGAAGUAGGGGCUGACAUCCUUCCAGGGUCUUACCCCGAGUCCAGGCCCUCGCACCCCCUCCCCUAUCAGGAGAGGUACACAAGCCUGGCCCCGUACCCCUCCAGCCGGCGUAGCAGGAACCAUGACCUCGCCCUGCUCUCUAACCCCCACGCCCUGAAUGACCUACCGGAGGAUCUUGGUUUAGGGCCUCGCUGCCCUGUACCCCACUCCCGGCAGCCCAGCGUUGGCUCUCGUUACCCAGGGGAGGUAGAGCCAGUGGGUGGGGGGUGGGGGAGGGCAGCUUACACCAUGAGACCACAGGGGAGGAAGGCAAGGAUUGAUCCGAUUCACUCGCAGACCAAUCUGAUGGAAGCGGAGCUUAUGGAUGCAGACUCUGACUUUUGAGUGAGGAGCAGGGUGGUCCGAAAGGUGUUGGGUGUGGUCAUGUUGUUUAUAGACUGUAAGCUAGAAGUGCUGGAUACUUCGGGAUUUACGGUGCUGUCUUCCUGAAAUGCUGGUUGGGUGUUGCGGUAACCCAACUGAGGACUGGACAAAAGCCAGGAAUAACUAUAUAAAGCGACUGAAGGCAGUAGAGAUAGUUUUACGAAAAAUGAGCAGAUUGCUGUAGAGGACUGAAACAUGGAAGAGCUAAAGAAGGCCACCUGUGAUAUUGGCAGGUUUGUCCACAAAUUUGUUUCAGAAACAUAUUGUAGAAGACUCCAUGAUCUUAACUCAAGAGGCAGCUCAAGUUAAAUAUCAACUGUUUGACAUUACUUUUACUUGCCUAAAUAUCUAUGUGACCGAAUUUGAACUCCCAAGUGUGACUGACUGUGUUUGCUAGCUAAGAUUGAGGCAUUUUUCUGGAGAUUCUCUCUUGACACAGAACCGGGAAGUAUCAUUGUAUGUUUGUGAUUGUUUUGUUUGUUUAAACAUGAUUGUGUUGUCCAGUAGUCAGUGCUUUUGUCAUAGAAAUAUAUACCAUGCUCAUUAUUUUUAUGUUGCCUGGUGCAAUCACACACAUUUCCUUCAUCCAAUGAUAGAGUAAAUAAAAAACAUUUGAAAUUAAAUACAAAAACGGAAUAGGGAUGCAAUCAUUUGAGUGUUACACCAUAUUUAACAUGGGUCAAGUAUAAAUCUUUUUGUGUGUACAAUUGUAUUAAAAAGGGUUAUUUUUUA
Osmerus eperlanus (European smelt) is the source of this 3869-nucleotide messenger RNA. RefSeq names its product smoothened, frizzled class receptor (gene smo). Gene Ontology annotation, cellular component: dendrite; plasma membrane; cilium. Gene Ontology annotation, molecular function: transmembrane signaling receptor activity; patched binding. Bases 603 to 3098 code for a protein of 831 amino acids. Gene Ontology annotation, biological process: central nervous system development; smoothened signaling pathway; pattern specification process. NCBI's taxonomy places the organism in Eukaryota, Metazoa, Chordata, Actinopteri, Osmeriformes, Osmeridae. The record is from RefSeq and is a predicted model, not a curated record. The transcript has 12 exons.